AUGUCUUUCUUCCGUAGGAACAGAAACGACCCCGUCAUCCCCCCUGUCGCACCUACCGCCUCUCAAGCCGCCGACCCUUAUGCACGCAACUCGGGCUCUCAGGCAAAUCAACAAUACGGUGGUGGAGAUCCUUAUGGUAGUUCAAGAUCUGACCCAUAUGCUUCUCGUGUGAACGGAGGAAGUAAUCCGUAUGCUAAAGCUGGAGGACAGGACGAUGCGGCUCGUAAUGAGCUUUUUGCGGGUUAUAAGAAACCUGAUAAACCUGUGGCGGAAAGGAAGUAUGGGUAUGAAGGGAGAGAGACGGAAGAGGAUUUUGAUGAGGAUGAAGAGGUUGAGGGGAUCAAGCAAGAGAUGAGGGGGAUUAAACAGGAGUCUUUGGCUUCCACCAGAAACGCCCUCCGAUUGGCGAGAGAAGCAGAGGAUACCGCUCGUGGUACCAUUGGCAAGCUUGCCGACCAAUCGGAACGCAUUGCAAAUUCCGAACGUUACCUCGAUAUGGCAAAGACCAAUAAUCUGCGGGCGGAAGAUAAGGCUAAUGAGUUGCGACAGUUGAACAAGAGUAUUUUCAAGCCCGUCAUCGUUUGGAACAAGGAUGGCAAGCGUGCCGCCGAGGAACAAAAGAUUGCUCAGCGAUACGACGAAGCUCGUGAUGCCCGCAAUACCACUCUCAACGACAUAACUCGAACCCGACAAGUCCUUGGGAAAGCUGCAAACCCCGGUCCGGCUGGUUCCGCUCGACAGCCCAUUGCUGGCGAACAAAAAGCAAGAAAGCAAGAGAGACAAAGAUUCCAAUUCGAAGCCACUGGAUCGGACGAUGAACUGGAAGAUGAGUUGGAUGAGAAUAUCAACGAGACGCUUCAGGUCACUCAGCGUCUUAAGCAACUCGCCGUGGCUAUGGGUGAAGAGGUCGCCGGACAGAACAGUAGAUUGACCAGAGUGACGGAUAAGACGGAGAAUCUGGAGUUUGCAGUCAUGAAGAAUACCGAGAAGCUCAAGAGGAUCAAGUGA
Tremella mesenterica DSM 1558 is the source of this 1008-nucleotide messenger RNA. RefSeq lists its product as uncharacterized. The coding region runs from base 1 to 1008 and encodes 335 amino acids. NCBI's taxonomy places the organism in Eukaryota, Fungi, Basidiomycota, Tremellomycetes, Tremellales, Tremellaceae. The record is from RefSeq and is a predicted model, not a curated record. Gene Ontology annotation, biological process: exocytosis; vesicle fusion. Gene Ontology annotation, molecular function: SNAP receptor activity; syntaxin binding. Gene Ontology annotation, cellular component: SNARE complex; plasma membrane. The transcript is spliced from 4 exons.